Molecule: messenger RNA, 285 nt
Organism: Dinoponera quadriceps
Lineage: Eukaryota; Metazoa; Arthropoda; Insecta; Hymenoptera; Formicidae
Product: odorant receptor Or2-like
Exons: 3
Coding region: 1-285 (94 amino acids)
Biological process (GO): sensory perception of smell; detection of chemical stimulus involved in sensory perception of smell
Cellular component (GO): plasma membrane
Molecular function (GO): odorant binding; olfactory receptor activity
Source: RefSeq, a predicted model, not a curated record
AUGUGCAUAGGUUGCGCGUUAAUGCCGACCUUCUCCUACUGUUGGUUCGGAAAUGAAGUGAAACUAAAGAGUAUGGAAUUGUCGGAAAGUAUUUAUAAAAUGGAAUGGCCGGAUUACAGUAACAACGUAAAGAAGGGUUUCUUGAUUAUUAUGAAUCGCGCGACUCUAAUACCCAUAAAAUUCACCAGUGCAUAUAUCAUUCCUCUGAAUCUCGAGACUUUCGUGACGGUGAUUAAGACAUCAUAUUCGAUAUUCAAUCUAAUGCGACAGACACAAGAUGGAUAA